This is a messenger RNA of Myotis lucifugus (little brown bat), 4144 nucleotides long. RefSeq names its product E2F transcription factor 7 (gene E2F7). The record is from RefSeq and is a predicted model, not a curated record. Gene Ontology annotation, cellular component: RNA polymerase II transcription regulator complex. Gene Ontology annotation, biological process: regulation of transcription by RNA polymerase II. Bases 43 to 2772 code for a protein of 909 amino acids. The transcript has 13 exons. Lineage: Eukaryota; Metazoa; Chordata; Mammalia; Chiroptera; Vespertilionidae. Gene Ontology annotation, molecular function: DNA-binding transcription factor activity, RNA polymerase II-specific; RNA polymerase II cis-regulatory region sequence-specific DNA binding.
GAGGCCGUAGAGGCUGGAAACCUCCUCCGCAAAGCGGGAGUAAUGGAAGUGAAUUGUUUAACACUAAAAGACCUGAUCAACCCCAGGCAGCCCAGACUAGAUUUUGCCACCGAAGAUGGGGAAAAUGCACAAAAGGAAAAUAUAUUUGUUGAUCGAUCAAGGAUGGCCCCGAAAACUCCAAUAAAAAAUGAACCAAUUGAUUUAUCGAAGCAAAAAAUCUUCACUCCAGAAAGAAACCCCAUUACUCCAGUUAAGCUUGUGGACAGACAGCAGACAGAACCAUGGACGCCCACAGCUAACCUGAAGAUGCUCAUUAGUGCUGCCAGCCCUGACAUAAGAGAUUGGGAGAAGAAAAAGGGACUGUUCAGACCCAUUGAGAACAAGGAUGAAGUGUUUACAGACUCUCUGCAGCUUCGUGUUGUGGGGGACGUUGCUGUGGAGAAAUUUGAGAAACGCAGGCCGAGCAGAAAACAGAAAAGUUUAGGACUCCUGUGCCAGAAGUUUCUAGCUCGCUAUCCAAGUUAUCCCUUGUCAGCUGAGAAAACCACCAUCUCCCUAGAUGAAGUGGCUGUCAGUCUUGGCGUGGAAAGGAGACGCAUCUAUGACAUUGUGAACGUGCUGGAGUCACUGCACUUGGUCAGCCGGCUGGCCAAGAACCAGUAUGGCUGGCACGGACGGCACAGCCUGCCGAGGACCCUGCGGAACCUCCAGAGACUAGGAGAGGAGCAGAAGUACGAGGAGCAGAUGGCAUCCCUCCAACAGAGGGAGCUGGACCUGAUGGAUUACAAAUUCGGAGAACGUAAAAAAGAUGGCUGUGCAGAUCCCCACGAUCAACAGUUGCUGGAUUUCUCGGAGCCCGACUGUCCCUCCUCAUCUGCAAACAGAAAAGACAAGUCUCUGAGAAUCAUGAGCCAGAAGUUUGUCAUGCUGUUCCUCGUCUCUAAAACCAAGAUUGUUACUCUCGAUGUGGCUGCCAAAAUCCUGAUAGAAGGAAGCCAGAAUGUGCUGGACCACAGUAAAUUUAAAACAAAGGUCCGACGUCUCUAUGACAUCGCCAAUGUCCUGACCAGCCUGGCUCUGAUCAAGAAAGUGCACGUGACGGAAGAGCGAGGCCGUAAGCCAGCCUUCAAGUGGAUCGGGCCUGUGGACUUCGCCUCCAGUGAUGAAGAACUAGUGGAUGUUGCUGCAUCUGUCUUACCAGAACUGAAAAGUGAAACAUACAGCAAAGUUCACAUCUGUGCUGCACAGAAGCUGGCUCGACGUGGCUCCUUCAACAGAGUUCCAGCUUCUGAGAGGAGUCACAGGAAAGUGAACUCGGGACCCAGCAGCCCUUCCAGGGAAGCACAAGGACCAGGUGGCUUCCUAGAAAUUGGAAGUCUGGCAGCUAUUUACCAACAGCAAAUAGAAGACAAGCCACAGGGCAAAGCCUUGGACGGGGAGGGGGUGACGCUUCCAUCCAGCAGCCUGGACCCCGCCGCUCCUUUCCCUGUCCACCCUGUGGACUCAGAAUACUGUGUCAAUCCUUUAGUCCACCAGGUGUUUUCCGUGCCUCCGACGGACUUGCAGGCCUUCUCCACACAGAAUGGUCUGAAUAGACAAGUAGGUGUCUCCCUCGCUUCUGCGGCCUCAGACUUGGAGAGCCUGAAGCCAGGCCUGCUGGCCGGCCAGCCCCUGCUGUACGUGCCCUCCACCUCUCUGUUCAUGCUGUGCGGGAGCCUGCAGGAGGGACCGCCCCCGGAGCCCGGGUCCGAGAGGGACAGCAGAGGCUCAGAGGCCUCAGCCGCAGCGCUGUGGUCCACACCCGCAGCCCAGAAGCGCCUGGGUGAGGAGAGGCAGCUGCCAGAGGAGGAGGAGGAGGAGCCGGCAGCUAAAAGACAAAGCAGGGGCUACGAAGACGGCCCUCUGUCCCUGGUCAUGCCCAAGAAAUCCGCAGAUUCCUCAGAUGUUGCCUCUCCCAAGAUGCGGGGUAACAGGGUGCCUGUGUCCCUUGAAGAUGUGCCCUUGAAUAGCCACCUGCCUGCUGCAAGGGGCGUUUGGGGAAAGGCUCCAGCACAUGGCUUCGUUUCUUCCGAGUGGGGAAGUCUUCCAAGGAACACAGAGAUUGAAAAGCCUUUGCAAGAAAAUGAAGGCACCACCGAGCCCUCUUUGCUGCAGUGUCUUUACGUGCAGCCACCAGCCGGAUUAAAUGGUCUCAACGUGCUCUUACCUGGCAGUCAGACCCCUCAUGCUAUGAGACCACCUUCGGGUCAGCUGCCACCCCUCGGUGUCCCUUGCAUGGUCUUACCAUCUUCGACACUGGGCCCAUUUCCUGUUCUCUACUCUCCCACAAUGGCCGGGCCGGUUUCUCCUGCCCCUGGCUCUGUCCCAAACACGGGACCUGGGAGUUUCCGCUUGCCAGGCCUCGGAUCAACGCCUCAUCUUCUCAUCGGCCCUGCAGCCCUGGUUAACCCAAACUCCUCGACACUCCCUCCAGCAGACCCUCAGCUUCAGGGUCCCCACUCACUUAACCAGAGUCCAGUGAUGUCCAGACCCCACAACGCCACCCAGCCCACGUCCCCAGUGUACGAAGGACACCCAGGCUCUGUGGUGAAAUUACAGCAGUCCCCAACUCCAGGGACCCCCAAGAGCACCCGACACACACAUUGUGAGACAUUCUUCAAGACACCCGGCAGCCUUGGAGACCGGGUCCUUAGGAGAAGAGAGAGCAAGCAGUCGCAAAACGCCAGCUCAGCGCAGCGGAGACUUGAAAUACCCAGCGGCGGUGCCCACUAGCCGGGUGCUCUGCCCGAUGGCGUGCCUCAGACCGCCUGAGCUUCCCUGUCCGUCACAGGUCAGGUCCUGGCGCUGGAGCGAAGCAGAAUGCACGCCAUCGCGCCUUUCACCCUCCGGUCCUCACGUCGACUUCCCAUCACCGUCUAUUCUCCUGAAAGUCAUUGUUACUAAUUGCGCGUUUAGUACCAGUUAGCGCCCAGACUCUGUGCCUGGUGUCGCAGGGAAAGCGCCCGCUGACUUGUGGUUUUGCUCCAAGAAUUCUCUAUUUGCUCGAAGUAGAUCGGAACAGGCUACUGGAGCCAGUGGUUUCCCUAAAGGUGGGGCCUGUCCAGCACUUAGCCAGGGUGAGUGUCCCUGACGUGUCUUUCCACUCGCCCUGAGUAGAUCUGUGGUGAGAGAGCCUUCCUUCCUGCAGAUUAAAAAGCUACGGCUUCCUAGGCUUCAUCGGGAAGACAGCGUCAGCUGUGAAUCCUACCGUGUUAUUUAUUGUGUUCCUGGAAUGGGCCUUAGUGCAAAAAGUUUACAAGUACAGCAAAACAUGCUCUUCAGGGUGUGACGACUUGAAUGUUUGUGCUUUUCCCCUAUAAUUAGCCCUGCACUUACUUUACACCUUAGAGAUAAUGUGGAAAAUGUUGGUACACAUGACAGAAUGUCAAGACCAAAAUAACUGUGAAUGGCACACCUUGCUACAACGGAUGUGCUAACCGUGUCUGGGCACAAGAGCUUAGAUGAACUACAGCAGCCGAACCGCUGCUUCUCAGUUAACUGUGGACAAAAAAAAAAAAAAAAAAAACCACCUUACUGUGUUCACUGUCCUUCACUACAUGCCCCUGUGGGGUGCUUUUUUAUUAUUAUUUAAAUAUUAAAUGUCAGGUCUGGAUGCCUUCUAACAAUUGCUGUUCAUUGGAUAAAUCAGGGGGGUGGAAAAUAAUUGUAUGGGAAAUUGGCAUCUGAAUAGGACCUUUUGGUAGAAUUCUGAGGAAUUAAUGUAGAAACUGAUAAUAGGACAAUAGGUGAUUAUUUUUUCCUUUGCUUUUUGUCUUCAGUUUGGAAGGGUAAGAGGAAAGUGGACACAGGUUGUUGAGUACCUAAGAGCAUUCAAACCAGAGUUAUGUUCAGAGGACAGAAGAGUAAGCACGUGAAAGCAGGGGCUUAUAGUUCAGCGCGACUGCAAUUCGGGAAGCUGUCAUGCAGUAUCCCUUUGUCAACCCGGAUUACUUCAGGGCUUCCGUACAUAAGCCAGACGAGAUCUUUGUAUGCCUAAAUUUAUUGAUCUUAACCCAGGGGUGGGCAAACUUUUUGACUCGAGGGCCACAAUGGGUUCUUAAACUGAACCGGAGGGCCGGAACAAAAGCAUGGAUGGAGUGAUUGU